This is a messenger RNA of Meira miltonrushii, 1347 nucleotides long. RefSeq names its product N amino acid transport system protein. Gene Ontology annotation, molecular function: amino acid transmembrane transporter activity. The transcript has a single exon. The record is from RefSeq and is a predicted model, not a curated record. Lineage: Eukaryota; Fungi; Basidiomycota; Exobasidiomycetes; Exobasidiales; Brachybasidiaceae. The coding region runs from base 1 to 1347 and encodes 448 amino acids. Gene Ontology annotation, biological process: amino acid transmembrane transport. Gene Ontology annotation, cellular component: vacuolar membrane.
AUGAGAACAGAACCAAGUCUGCUUACCUUGGCGCCGGAAGAAAUGCUCGACUCUUCUCCUGAACGAAGAGAUGGUGCUGCAAUAUUCAACAAGAUGAGUUGGCAAAGGCUGGCAGUCUGUUUGAUCUGUGAAGCAAUCGCGUUGGGCGUAUUGAGUCUUCCAAAAGCAUUUGCUACGUUAGGUAUGGUACUUGGUGUAUUUUCAACAGUGAUCAUGGGAGUGAUGGCAACCUAUACGGCUUUGAUUGUCGGAGAGAUGAAAUGUCGUUAUCCACAAAUAACAAGUUAUCCCGACUUAGCCAAGAUGAUGUUUGGAAAGGUAGGUUAUGUGAUCGUUGCAAUCAUGAUGACAGGCUUAUUGGUUCUUUCUACCGGAAGUCACGUUUUGACUGGGAUUAUGGCUUUUCAAGCAUUAUCUUCGCAUUCAGUCUGUUCGGUUUAUUUUGGCCUUCUUUCGGCAUUUCUGCUUUUUCUUCUUGGUCUGCCCAAAACGUUUCAUCGGAUGGCAAUCUUGGCUUAUAUCGAUUUCGCAAGUAUCACUGCUGCUGUUGUAGUUGCAGUCGUAGCAGCUUCCGUAGAAAGUGCAAAGAAGCCAGGCGGCUUGGCUGCAACAGAAUGGUAUGCUUUCCCACCUGGCAAUGCGAAUUCAAAUUUCGUUGAAUGUACGAUCGCAUUGACAAAUAUCGCUUUGGCAUAUGCUUAUGUGCAUUGUUUGCCUUCGUUCAUGUCGGAAUUACACCGUCCUGUCGAUUAUCGUAAAUCAGUCAUGGCUUUAGGAACAUUUCAAAUCGUAAUGUAUACUUUGAUCGGAUCAACGCUAUACUACUUCAAAGGGGUGGAUGUCAAAGAUAUGUCUUUACAAAGCCUAAAUCCAACGAUGCAAAAAGUUGUUUUUGGUUUGGCAUUACCUGUGAUCUUUAUUUCUGGAAGUAUAAACAGUCAUACAGCCGCAAGAUUCGUUUACAAUCACAUCUUUGCAGUCAAUUCGGUACAUCGGUAUAUUAAUACUCGAAUGGGUUAUUUGAUGUGGCUAACGUUAAAUGGAGGAGUAACACUGAUUGCAUUCAUUUCAGCAGAGGUGAUCCCUUCUUUCCCAACAUUUUUGGGACUAAAAGCAGCAUUAUUUUCUGCUUGCUUCUCGUUCACCUUUCCAACGAUUAUGUUUUUCAAAUUUAUUCGUUAUGAAUCAAAGCGGUGUAUCAAUAUCAAAGCCAAAUACUCCGAAUCAGUCGCAAAUGUAUUGAUUUUCGGCUUUGGCGCUUUCAUGUUCUUUGUCGGAAGUUCAUGUGUGGGAUAUUCUUUGGUUCAUCAGUACAAGCAUGGUAUUGCUGUUCCAUUUGGAUGUUGA